Messenger RNA from Symbiodinium necroappetens, 3339 nucleotides. NCBI's taxonomy places the organism in Eukaryota, Dinophyceae, Suessiales, Symbiodiniaceae. The record is from the annotation of a GenBank genome assembly.
GACAUCUCUUUGGAAGAGGACAAACCCGCACCUGAGCCGCGAGCUCCUGAUGAAGGGGGUGAUUGGCUUUCGGAAGAGGACGAGGGCGGUGGUGUUGGUAAGGUUGAAGACGGCGACGUUGUCGAGGAUCAUCGUGAAGCUCCGGAAGAACCUGAGGCAGAUGAUCAGGAGGAGGCUGAAAUCGAGGCGAUGAAGGAGUUGGCGGAACCUUUGGAGUUUAUGAACUUGUACAUGACGAGACCCCUGAAGACGAGGAAGAAGGCCGAGGCCCUGCGUGUUAUUCAGGAGUUCUACAUUCAGCUCCGCUCCUCCGGGUUCCCCCUGAACCGACUUCAUAUGGAUAGAGCCAGAGAAUUUCAGUCUGCUGCUUUGGAGACCUGGGCGGCUUCGCGGGAUAUCGAACUUACUCGAACCCAGGGAGAUGACCCGUUGCAGAACGGAGCUGCGGAAAGGGCAGCGCGUGAUUUGUCCAAAGCGGAUGAGGAGGCCGUGAAGUCCUGGUGGCCUUUUGCCGCAGACACCGCGGCAGCACAGCAGCAGUCUAUGACAAUGGCACGGAAGAGCUCUUCGGUCGUUUUCUCCGAAACGGCCAAAUCCUUUGUGAAGGAGCGGAAGUUCGCCAUGGAGGACCUCCACACAGGAGUUCACAGCGACCGGUUCAACAUGAAGAACUCCAAGAAUGUGGUGGUUACCGUGGGUGAUUUUGAUGGCGGAGGUAUCUGGCAAGAGGGCACGUCGCCUGACCACCCCCUUGUUGAGAUUGAGUCUCCGAAUGGCAAUAAGCUUCAGGGCUUUGUACAGCCGGUGCGGAACCGCAUUGUGAAGGUGGACCCAAAGAAGCUGCACAUGUCAAUGCCGUGGACGGGAGGAACGAAGUGGACUAUCAUUGCACACACCAUCGGUGGCUAUGCUAAACUGCAGGCAGCCGAUCUAGAACAGCUGGAUCAGCUGGGAUUUCCACACCCCGCGAGCAAGGAGGCGAAGUCACUAGCACCAAUUCAAGGGUGCUGUGAGGUUCCAGAGUUCAACUACGAGGCCCGUUGUGUUCAUGAUCUUUCCUCAGAGGGGAUGUCCUUUUCUGAUGAGGAAGAAGAAUGGCAAGCUCGAUAUUGGAUGAGAAGGCUGCUGGACGAGGAGGAGCAGCUCAAAGUGACUGUUCCCAAGGAGCACGAGGAAUACUUCCGAGAGGUUACUUCCGCCAAUGAGGACUGCUUGCGCAACCUUGAACUACGUGAGAUGUAUGUCAAUCAUGAGCGCAAGGAUGUUGACCAGUGGAUGCAGAUAAGCCGACUUGUCGAGUCAGAGCAGGAAACUCAUGGAGUGGAGAUGCUGCUCGAGGACCUCGCUGGGCCACUUCAAGUGGUCUACACUGUGGCGUUGGAAGAUGUCAAGCAGAACAUUGCUGCAUGGUCGGAGGCCAUCCACAAGGAAGCCAAGGCCCUCUUGGAUGCAGGAGCACUGGUUCCCCUUUCUGCAACGGAGCAGAAGAAGUUGGUGGACUCGGGCAAGCUGGUUAUAUUGCCGGCAAAAGGGGUUUUUACCGUAAAACCUCCGGAUGAGCCAGUGUCUGUGGACGGAGAUGGACAGCCUUUGCCGAGAGGAUCGCCAAUGUUUUUCAAGAGAAAGGCCCGUCUGGUUAUAUGCGGCAACUUCCAACAAAAGCAGGCCCAUGAGGACUCCUACGCUGGAGGAUGCCAGAUUGACUCACUACGGUCAAUGCUGGUUUUGUGUGCAGUCAAGGGCUGGAGAUUAGCCUCUACGGAUAUACGGAACGCCUUCAUCCUGGCUCCGAUCAAGGAUGAAGAGGACGACGUUUCAGAGGAGGUGUACGGGUUGAUGCCGCCUAAGGUCUUCCAGCUGGCACAAGUCACCAACAGCAUGCAGCUAUGGCGUGUAGACCGAGCUCUAUACGGCUUCAGGAGGAGCCCUCGGCUUUGGAGCCGGUUCCGAGAUCGCAGACUGUCGUCAGCAAGGAUCGACUACAAAGGGGGCCAUGUGAGCCUUCGUCAGAGCAGAGCUGACGCAAACGUAUGGGCGAUUGUCUAUGCGGCCGAGGCAGAGGAGAUCAUCCUGGGCUAUCUCAACAUUUAUGUUGAUGAUGUACUCUAUGCUGGCCACCCAGAAGCCAUCCAGGCUGUGCAGGAUUGGCUGACAAGUGAAUGGAAGGCCUCAGAGCUGUCAUGGGCAUCAGAAAGUUCGGCAAUACGUUUUUUGGGGCUGGAGAUCGAGGUCGAGUACAACGAUCAACAGUUGCGGCGAGCGCAGAUUUUGACUGGAGAAUUGCUUUGGUUGAGCGGAAGAAGUAGGAUUGGUCUUCGAGUGCUUGGAUAUUUGCGGGAGACUGCCGACUUGACGCUCACCUACUUCCCUUCUCGUGACGGUCAUGUUUUGGAUGCAUACAGUGAUGCUUCCUUCAGCCCUCAGGGCGAAAGGGCAGGCCGACAGAGUAUGAUUUCCUUGUCGGUAGCAGAAGCUGAGCUAAUUGAAACUGUGAAUGCGUCGCAACUCCUUGCCGGGACAGCAGUGCUCACAACAGAGCUGAUGGGGUCCGUGCAUGGCACCUACGAGAGUGUGUCAGACUUCAACAAGUUCAAGUUCGGCACGUUGCUGGCCAGAGGUGAGUUUCUACCGGAUGGAGAUCUGAACGUAGCUGCAGCAGCCACAAGCCGCACAACAGCCACUAGCAACACAACAGCUCCAGCAGAUUCCCCACCGACAGCUUCGGCAGCUAAUGGGGUCGUUGGGCUAUUAGCUAGGCUGGUUGUGUUCCUUGGGUGGUUGGUUCAGACGUCUGGUGCUGCAACUACAGAAGGCAGAGGUACUGGAUUGGAAGUGAGCUUCCCAUGGGAGCUAUAUGGGCUUUCUUUCUUAGCACUGGUUGCUGCAAUUGGCCUGUGGGAAGCGCUGAAGUGGUUCUGUGAGUGGCUGUCCUUGAGGAGUCGAGGAUCAGUAGAGGAAUCGAGGAGCGCCCGGCGACUACGCCGCCUGCAGCAAGCUGUUCAAGAGGAGGUUGCACGUUAUGGAUUGGAUGAUCCUGCGAUGAUGCAAGAGCCCCCAGUGACCCCUUUGGCCCGUUCAUCACAAAGCACACCGCGCCCUUCUCCUUUCCGGAUGCGGGCCGAGCCCAUGCUGGCGAGGACCGUAAGUGUCGGGGUGCAGACAGACUUCGUCGAGGAGUUUCAGCCGUUUCCGGGACCCUUUGUCGUGAGCGAGCAUGGGGAUAGGGUGCACUAUGAUCCUACUUGUCACGGGCUUCGGAAUGCCUUGACGAGGAGAAAGCAGCUACAGCUGUGCCAUUAUUGUGCCAGGCGUCAGCAGAUCUACCAGCGAGUGGGCUAG